CUUUCAAGUUACGACCAAGGUGUGCUUUCCGGACUCCUCGCGAACCCCUACUUCGAAGCACAAUUCAACUAUCCCGACGAUGUCACAACCGGAAUCACCGUCGCAAGUUACUGUCUCGGCUGCCUCGUCGGCUGCGCUCUCAGCUUUGCCAUUGGCGACAUGCUCGGUCGCCGCAAGAUGAUCUGGCUCGCCAUGGCCUUGAUCGUCGUCGGAGCAACGCUGCAAGCUUCUGCAUACUCCCUCGCUCACCUCAUCGUUGGUCGCGUGAUCACAGGUUUCGGAACGGGUAUUGACUCUUCGACGAUUCCGAUGUAUCAGUCCGAGUUAUCGAAGAAGGAGAAUCGUGGGCGGUUGGUUUCUUGGGAGAUUUUCUUCAUUGGUAUUGGCAUUGCGACGGCAUAUUGGAUCGACUAUGGCUUUUCCUUUGUCGACAGCGAAGCCUCCUGGCGCACGCCUGUCGCCAUCCAGCUCAUAUUCGCCAUCGUGGUCAUCUUCGUCGUCUGGGGACUUCCCGAGUCUCCUCGCUGGCUGGCCAAGCGCGGCCGUGAUGCUGAAGCAGAAGAAGUCCUGUGUGCCGUAUUUGAUACGCAACCCAACGACCCAUUCAUCGUGGAAGAAAUGCGAGCCAUCCGUGCAGCGGUUGCCUUGGAGAAGACCGAGGGAAAGAAGGGAUAUGGCUCGAUCUUCCAGAAGGACAUCUUGAAGACCAGGAGGAGAGUUGCAUUGGCCUGGUUCGCGCUUUUCAUGAAUCAGCUGAGCGGAAUUAAUCUCGUGGUCUACUAUAUGCCCACCGUCCUGCUCGACAUCGGGCAGAGCCGCAACAACUCCCUCCUCAUCGCCGGUGGUGUGCAGCUCAUGUUUCCUCUUGGCAAUCUGGUUCCGGCUUUCUUCUUGGAUCGCAUGGGACGACGUCCGACGAUGCUCUGGGGCUGCGGUCUUUUGAGCUUCUGCAUGGUCAUGAUCACGAUAUUGUUGAGCUUCGGAACGGAUAAUUUCAAUACGUCCUCGGCUUCGAUUGCAUUCUUCUACUUGUACAUGUUGAUCUUCGGCGGCACCGUCAACGUCGUACCUUGGGUCUACGGACCAGAAAUUUUGCCGUUGGAAGCUCGUACUCGCGGAACAGCAAUCAGUGUCUCAUCGCACUGGCUUUGGAACUUCUUCAUUGUGAUGAUCUCGCCUGUCCUGAUCAACCGCAUCGGCUUUCACACCUACAUUAUCUUCGCCAUUCUGCUGGCAUGCUUUAUACCGAUCGUCUACUUCUUUUACCCCGAGACGUCAAACAUCUCCCUCGAGGACAUCGACAAGAUCUUCCUACCCGAGCACAUGCACGAUUCGUACACAAAUCAGCAGCACGAAGUCUUCGGAGGCUCGGACUCGAGCAAGGGAGAAAUCAAUCAGACAGAGAAGGCUUGA
Zymoseptoria tritici IPO323 is the source of this 1413-nucleotide messenger RNA. RefSeq names its product putative STL major facilitator superfamily sugar transporter. Gene Ontology annotation, cellular component: membrane. Gene Ontology annotation, biological process: carbohydrate transport; transmembrane transport. NCBI's taxonomy places the organism in Eukaryota, Fungi, Ascomycota, Dothideomycetes, Mycosphaerellales, Mycosphaerellaceae. The transcript has 7 exons. The record is from RefSeq and is a predicted model, not a curated record. The annotation marks the transcript as partial. Gene Ontology annotation, molecular function: carbohydrate:proton symporter activity.